AUGCCAGAUCUGGGGGGAAGGUUAAGAGAAUGGCCCAGCCUGGAGGGAUCGGUGGAAAGGGGCGAUCCCCGACUCCCGGGCGGCGCCCUCCCAGCCCAGUUCCUAAGAUGCGCUCAGCGGCGGUGGUCCAACGUGCGCCAUCCAGCCGCCCACAACAGAGCAGAGCUCAGGGGCCUCAGGUGCUCGCAAGCGCUAACGGGGAUUGAAGUAGGCGCAAGGGGGCCCGGUGUCUCAGCCGCGUGCUCAAAGGAUCCCAGGACAGGUGGCCAUGAAGAAGGGAGCUGGAGGUCCAAGAACUUCUCGCCCCCAGAGACUGGGCGGGGCGGCCCCGGGGCCACAGAAACACGGCUCUCAAGCCCUGCUGCCGCCCCUAGUCCGGGACACGGCCCUCGGGGCACCGCAGGCUCCAUCGGGGGACGUGGGACCACGGGGCCGCGUGGGCGACUCCGCCGGAAGGCGCGGGAGAGCCAGGAGGCCGCACUGCAGCGUCAUCCCCGAGGGCCGGCCGCGCCGAGCAGCCCCCGCCGGUCCAGCCACCCGCCCGCAACUCUGGUUCCAGCACUGCUCGCCCCGGGGCGCCCGCCUCCACCUUCUCUUCCUCACCCGGCGCUGGCUCCGCCUGGCCCCGCCCCGGACACUCACCUGCGCCGGCUCCGGGCUGGGCGCACCGCCGCCUCCCAGCUCUGCGCCGAGUCCACAGCAGAGAGAGAACGCAAAAAGAAUCCUGGUUCGCUGCGGGCCGAUGGACGGAACCCAAGGCACGCCCGGGCCGCACCGAAGGCGGCGCCCCGCACCUCCACAGCUCGACGCGGGAAGAGGCGGCGCCCGAGCGCGAAGCCCGGCGGGGGAACAAAGAGGAGCCGGGAUGGGGCCGCGCGCUUCCUGGGUGUCGGGUGA
Messenger RNA from Phacochoerus africanus (Common warthog), 897 nucleotides. RefSeq names its product proapoptotic nucleolar protein 1 (gene PANO1). The transcript has 2 exons. Bases 1 to 897 code for a protein of 298 amino acids. The record is from RefSeq and is a predicted model, not a curated record. NCBI's taxonomy places the organism in Eukaryota, Metazoa, Chordata, Mammalia, Artiodactyla, Suidae.